ACUCUCUACCUGCUUUUAGGUGCGGUUGACUUUUUCACAUGCAGCCAUUAUAGAGCUGUGCAUUAUUUCACUGAGUCCAUUAACAGCAACUGUCCCUUCGAAGCAUAUCCUUGCAAGAGCUACGAUGAUUUCAAGAAAGGGAAAUGCACCUCGUGUCCAUCAGGAGGCUGUCCAAAGAUGGGCUACCAAGCAGAGAAUAAGGGGAACAGAUUCGACGGGAAAUACUUCUUGCUAACUAGAGGACAGAAGCCGUUCUGUUCAUAUCACUACAAAAUAACGUUUCAUACUGGCACAGGCCUUUUCUCGGAUCUCAGCGGUGACUCAGUCAAAGUAAUAAUCACAGGUGACAAUGCCACAACAGAAGAAAUUAAAUUGCCACAACGAGACCUCGAUCCGGGCAGCAUUGAGUCAUUUGUCGGCAUUACAAGGCACGACAUUGGAAACCCGCUAAGAAUCAAAGUCGUGCAUACAGGAUUAGUGGAGCAAUGGAAACUUGAGAAGGUCGUCAUUAGAAAAUUCGGCACAGAGAAAGACUUCGAAGCUUGCUUCAACCGUUGGCUAAACACCCAAGCAAAUGAAGUAAGUCUUCAUGAAGUAAAAGGUACUGGGAAAUGCUAGCUCAAGAACAUCUGGCAGUAGUAUCUUUACAGAAGUUUUGACACGUCUUCAUAGAAUGUCACUAGGCCAUUGCAAGAAAUUCAUAACAAUGAAGCUAAUACUAA
Rhopilema esculentum is the source of this 722-nucleotide messenger RNA. The record is from RefSeq and is a predicted model, not a curated record. Lineage: Eukaryota; Metazoa; Cnidaria; Scyphozoa; Rhizostomeae; Rhizostomatidae.